UUUUUUGAUAUUUGUCUUAGUAGCAAACAGCCUGGACACACUGACUAUCUGCGUUCUCUCUCUUCCUUCUCUCUCUAAAGAGAAGACAGACUCUCUACCAGCAAUGCGGAUUCAUGAAAGUGGAGCGUAGUCCACACUCACUCUAUCUUUCUCUCUCUCUCUCUUUCUCUCUCGUUUUAAACCUUAGAAAUGGAAUCCCCAUUGCCUGAAUUUCAUGAUAAUGUUAAUGUUCAGCCACCAUUAAAACGGCGGCGGUGGUGGUUUUGUGGGAUGGAGCACCGCCGACUAGUGUUGCUAGUUGUUUUCUUGGUUAUUGUCGAAAUGUUGCCUGCCGGAAAAUCAGAUCUGGCGGCCGACAGGACGGCGCUUCUUGGGUUGCGGAAGGUGGUGAGUGGCCGGACUUUGCUGUGGAAUGUGAGUCAGGAUAGCCCCUGCCUAUGGGCAGGAGUUAAGUGCGAGAAAAACAGGGUGGUGGGCCUCCGUCUCCCAGGCUGCUCCCUGACGGGGAAAAUUCCAGCUGGGAUUAUCGGGAACCUGACUGAACUCCGCGUUCUCAGUCUCCGGAUGAACGCCUUGGAGGGACCUCUGCCGUCGGAUCUUGGCUCCUGUGCCGAUCUUCGGAAUCUUUACUUGUUUGGGAAUGCAUUUUCCGGCGAGAUCCCGGCGUCUUUGUUCGGUCUUACCAAAAUUGUUCGCCUGAACCUGGCCGCGAACAACUUAUCCGGCGAGAUCUCGACGGACUUUAACAAGCUCACUCGGUUGAAGACGCUGUAUCUGCAGGAGAAUAUCCUCAGUGGCUCAAUCCCCGAUUUGACCCUAAAGCUUGAUCAGUUCAAUGUGUCCUUCAAUCUAUUAAAGGGUGAGGUUCCGGCGGCUCUGCGUUCAAUGCCGGCAUCGGCAUUUUUAGGAAACUCUAUGUGCGGUACGCCGCUAAAAUCUUGCUCCGGCGGCAAUGACAUUAUCGUCCCUAAGAAUGACAAGAAGCAUAAGUUAUCCGGUGGUGCCAUUGCCGGAAUUGUGAUCGGAUCGGUGGUGGGUUUUGUUUUAAUUUUGAUAAUUUUGUUUGUUUUGUGCGGAAAGAAGAGGGGAAAGAAGACGAGUGCGGUGGAUGUGGCGGCAGUGAAGCAUUCGGAAGUUGAGAUUCAGGGCGAGAAACCAAUCGGAGAGGUAGAAAACGGAAAUGGGUAUUCGGUAGCUGCGGCUGCCGCGGCGGCAAUGACCGGAAAUGGAAAUGCAAAGGGAGAUAUGAGCAAUGGCGGGGCUAAAAGACUGGUGUUUUUCGGGAAUGCAGCGAGGGUGUUUGAUUUGGAGGAUUUGUUGAGAGCAUCGGCAGAGGUGUUGGGGAAGGGGACAUUUGGGACGGCAUACAAAGCCAUUUUGGAGAUGGGGACAGUGGUGGCUGUGAAGAGGCUCAAGGACGUGACAAUUUCAGAGAAUGAAUUCAGGGAGAAGAUUGAAGGGGUUGGAGCCAUGGAUCAUGAACAUUUGGUCCCCCUUCGGGCUUACUAUUAUAGCAGGGAUGAGAAGCUUCUUGUGUACGAUUACAUGCCCAUGGGAAGCUUGUCUGCACUACUCCAUGGAAACAAAGGAGCAGGUAGGACUCCAUUGAAUUGGGAAAUCAGAUCAGGGAUUGCUCUUGGAGCUGCUCGUGGUAUUGAAUACCUACACUCUCAAGGUCCUAGUGUCUCUCAUGGAAACAUUAAAUCAUCAAAUAUCCUCCUCACCAAGUCUUAUGAUGCCCGGGUCUCUGAUUUUGGCCUGGCUCAUCUUGUUGGGCCCUCCUCCACACCUAACAGGGUUGCUGGCUACCGUGCCCCAGAGGUCACCGACCCUCGCAAGGUCUCUCAAAAGGCUGAUGUUUAUAGCUUUGGUGUGUUGAUCUUGGAGCUUCUGACAGGUAAGGCCCCCACCCAUGCCAUCUUGAAUGAGGAAGGGGUUGACCUCCCAAGAUGGGUGCAGUCCAUAGUCCGUGAGGAGUGGACUUCAGAGGUCUUUGAUCUCGAGCUCCUCAGGUACCAGAAUGUUGAGGAGGAGAUGGUUCAGCUCUUACAACUUGCCAUAGACUGCACUGCUCAGUACCCUGACAAGCGCCCGCCAAUAUCUGAAGUAACAAAGCGGAUUGAGGAGCUUUGUCGCUCUAGUCUGCGAGAAUAUCAAGACCCACAACCCGACCCAGUCAAUGAUGUGGAUGAUUUGUCUUCUCGGUGAGCUGGUCACCGACACAGUCUUUCUCCUCAUCAAUUAAAGGACCAUUCUCAUUUUAUUGUGCCCAUCCCAGCAUGUGAAAUCUGGUGUUUUUGUUGUUUGUUUACUCUGGGCCUCAUCUUUAUUAACAUACAACUGUUCAUGUCCUAUCUCCCCUUUUUCCUUUUCCCCCAUUAUUCUCUAUUUAGUAGCCCUUCCUUUUUUCCUUUUUUUUUUUUUUUCUGUUUCUCUUUUGUUAUUUAUCUUCAAUACUUUGGGGGCGAAUCUCUGCUCCAUUUGUUGUUGUUGGGUGGAUGAUGGUUGAUGUAAUUAUUACCUUCGCUUUUGCUUU
This is a messenger RNA of Vitis vinifera (wine grape), 2536 nucleotides long. Its product is annotated as probable inactive receptor kinase At1g48480. NCBI's taxonomy places the organism in Eukaryota, Viridiplantae, Streptophyta, Magnoliopsida, Vitales, Vitaceae. The record is from RefSeq and is a predicted model, not a curated record. Gene Ontology annotation, biological process: protein phosphorylation. Gene Ontology annotation, molecular function: protein kinase activity; ATP binding; protein binding. The transcript has 2 exons. The coding region runs from base 190 to 2208 and encodes 672 amino acids.